Messenger RNA from Babesia sp. Xinjiang, 1041 nucleotides. RefSeq names its product Pre-rRNA-processing protein esf2 (gene esf2). The record is from RefSeq and is a predicted model, not a curated record. Bases 1 to 1041 code for a protein of 346 amino acids. Gene Ontology annotation, cellular component: nucleolus. Gene Ontology annotation, biological process: endonucleolytic cleavage in ITS1 to separate SSU-rRNA from 5.8S rRNA and LSU-rRNA from tricistronic rRNA transcript (SSU-rRNA, 5.8S rRNA, LSU-rRNA); small-subunit processome assembly; endonucleolytic cleavage in 5'-ETS of tricistronic rRNA transcript (SSU-rRNA, 5.8S rRNA, LSU-rRNA). NCBI's taxonomy places the organism in Eukaryota, Apicomplexa, Aconoidasida, Piroplasmida, Babesiidae. Gene Ontology annotation, molecular function: RNA binding. The transcript has a single exon.
AUGGGUUCGGAAUCCCGAAUUACAAAACCGCGGAGCGGUAAAAAGAAGAAUGUCGUACCAAGACAGAAUGCAGAUCCACCUGUUAAUGAAUAUAUCUCAGAAGAUUGUGAUAAAACAAACGAUAAUGGUGAGAUGACGGUUCUGGGUGGAACGAAGGGAAAUAAACAUGAUAUAAUAGAUGUGUCAGCAACAGGGUCUAACAAGGUGACCCCCAAAGCACGAAAACGGAACAGGCAUAACGUAUCUAAAGCUAAAAGUGAUGCUUUUGCACACAUUGUGUGUAUCAGCAGCUCGGUGAAUGGCCAAGAUGGGACCGAGACAGAGAGUAUGAGACAUGGUGACCUCGAUGGUCGUGCUAGAGAAUCGCAAUAUAGGGAGCACAAUGAUACGUCGGAUCAUAUAGAAGAGGUUGAUUUUGUUAAUGAUUUGUGCAAUCUGGGUGAACCACAAGAUAGAAGUGGUGUGAUAUUCUGUUCACGUAUCCCUCCUUUCAUGAACAUAAGUAAAUUACGUUCAUAUUUCAGUCGUUAUGGUAAGGUAGGCAAGAUCUAUGCCGAGCCAGAGACGCUUACCGAUUACAAAACCCGAGUUAAACAUGGCGGUAAUAAGAAACUUAAGUUCGUACAUGGUUGGAUCGAGUUUAUGGAUAAAUCUAUUGCUAAAAAAGUGGCAUUGCAUCUUAACGGACAGCCUGUUGGUGACAAGAAACGUCACAAUUUUUGGCGUGACGAUCUGUGGAACCUAAAGUAUCUCCCACGUUAUAAAUUCCGUGAUGUCAUGGAGUACCUACAUAAACAUCGUAGUGAACGUAAAGAGAAGUUAAGUUAUCAUUUGGCACAAGCUCGUAAGGAAAAUUAUAACUAUCUAGAACAACUGGAGGCUGAGAAACAACAUAAAUCAGUAGAGGAUCGACGUAGGAAACAAGGUGCUGAUGCAUUUACUUACAGGAUACAUACUCGUCCGAAGAAACAGAAAGUUAAGGAAAAUCAAGAUACAGAUAAAAAUGUACCACUAAAUCUAUUAGGUGCGAUAGUAUCAUGA